AUGCCCACCAUCUCCGUCGACAAGGCCGCGCUCUUCAAGGAGCUCGGGCGCGAAUACACCACCGAAGAGUUCGACGAGCUGUGCUUCGAAUUCGGCAUUGAGCUCGAUGAAGACACGACCGAUACGGACCGUCCCAUCGUUGAUGGCGUGCAGGAGCCGCCUCAACUCAAGAUCGAAAUCCCCGCAAACCGAUAUGACAUGCUGUGUUUCGAGGGUAUUCAGCUCAUGCUGAACAUCUUCUUGGGCCGCAAGCCUCUCCCCAACUAUAGACUCGUUGAGCCCUCGAGUGGGCAGCUCGAGAAGAUUGUGGUCAAGGAGGACACCACGAAAGUUAGGCCGUAUGUCUCCGGCGCAAUUCUGCGCAAUGUGAAGUUUGACCAGGCACGUUACGAAUCGUUCAUCGCUCUUCAAGACAAGCUUCACCAGAACCUCGCAAGACAAAGAACACUGGUUGCUAUUGGUACCCACGAUUUGGAUACCAUUCAGGGUCCUUUCACCUACAAUGCUCUGCCUCCGAAGGACUUUAGCUUUGUUCCCUUGAACCAAACGAAGGAGCUGAAUGGCGAGGAGUUGAUGGCUUUCUACGAGAAAGACCGGAACCUCGGAAAGUACCUUCACAUUAUCCGCGACUCUCCUGUUUAUCCUGUCAUCCACGACUCGAAUAACACAAUUUGCUCUCUUCCGCCGAUCAUCAACGGUAACCACUCGAAGAUCUCGAUCAAUACGACAAACGUUUUCAUCGAAAUGACCGGUCUGGACAAGACGAAGCUUGAGAUUGUGAACAAGGUCAUGGUUACCAUGUUCUCCCAGUACACCACCGAACCGUUCAGCAUCGAGCCCAUUCAAAUCGUUUCUGAGCACAACGGCGAGUCUCGUGUCGUUCCGGAUAUUUCACCCCGUACCACCCAAGCCGAGAUUUCUUUCAUCAACCAAUGUUGCGGGCUGAACCUCUCUGCGGCUGAGAUUAGCGACCUCCUUAAGAAGAUGUCCUAUGAUGCCAGGCCUUCCGCGAACAACCCCAACCUCGUUGAUGUCGACAUUCCCCCGACCCGUGCAGAUGUGCUUCACCAGGCUGAUAUCAUGGAGGAUGUUGCUAUCGCCUAUGGAUUCAACAAGCUUCCGCGAGCCUUCCCCAACAUCUCCGGCACCAUUGGCCAGCCUCUCCCCAUCAACAAACUCUCCGACAUCGUGAGAACAGAAGUCGCAAUGGCCGGCUGGUCUGAGGCUCUCCCUCUUAUUCUGUGCUCACAUGAUGAGAACUUCGCUUGGCUCAACCGCAAAGAUGACGGCAACACUGCCGUCAAGCUCGCCAACCCUAAAACCCUGGAAUUCCAGGUUGUCCGUACCAGUCUCCUUCCCGGUCUCCUGAAGACCAUCAGGGAAAAUAAGCACCACACUGUGCCCAUGAAGAUCUUCGAGGUCAGCGAUGUCGCCUUCAAGGACGUUGAGUUGGAGCGUAAGAGCCGUAACGAGCGCCACUUUGCCGCUGCAUGGUACGGACGGACCAGUGGAUUCGAAGUUGUGCACGGUCUCCUGGACCGACUGAUGGCUAUGCUCAAGAGCGCCUUCAUCACUGCCGAGGAGGGUCUCGAGAGCACGGCAGCCAGCGACUCUCACUACUGGAUUGAGGAGCUUGAUGACCCCACCUACUUCCCCGGCCACGCCGCCUCGGUCCACGUGCGCAUUGCCGGAAAGGAGCACAACAUUGGUACCUUUGGUAUCCUGCAUCCUACGGUGUUGGAGAAGUACGAGCUGAAGUACCCCGUCAGCACCCUGGAACUCAACAUUGAGACUUUCCUGUGA
Molecule: messenger RNA, 1803 nt
Organism: Aspergillus chevalieri
Lineage: Eukaryota; Fungi; Ascomycota; Eurotiomycetes; Eurotiales; Aspergillaceae
Gene: FRS1
Product: phenylalanine--tRNA ligase subunit beta
Exons: 9
Coding region: 1-1803 (600 amino acids)
Biological process (GO): phenylalanyl-tRNA aminoacylation
Cellular component (GO): phenylalanine-tRNA ligase complex; cytoplasm
Molecular function (GO): ATP binding; phenylalanine-tRNA ligase activity; magnesium ion binding
Source: RefSeq, a predicted model, not a curated record